Salarias fasciatus (jewelled blenny) is the source of this 1065-nucleotide messenger RNA. It is a transcript of the gene gdnfb, whose product is annotated as glial cell derived neurotrophic factor b. The coding region runs from base 22 to 771 and encodes 249 amino acids. Lineage: Eukaryota; Metazoa; Chordata; Actinopteri; Blenniiformes; Blenniidae. Gene Ontology annotation, biological process: negative regulation of neuron apoptotic process; peripheral nervous system development; positive regulation of branching involved in ureteric bud morphogenesis. Gene Ontology annotation, molecular function: receptor tyrosine kinase binding; growth factor activity; glial cell-derived neurotrophic factor receptor binding. The record is from RefSeq and is a predicted model, not a curated record. The transcript is spliced from 2 exons.
UCCGCGGAACCGCAGUGGACAAUGAAGUUAUGGGAUAGUCUGGCCACUUGUCUGAUCCUGCUGAGCGCCGCGCGCACCAGCCCUCCUCCGGAGCCGGGGCGCGCCGCGGAGAGUCCCCUGGAGCUCCCGCCGAUUCAGAUCAGCCUGUCCGUGAAUUCCCCGGGAAUCAGCAGCGACGAGACGCCGACUGCAGGAGAAACAUAUUCGAUGGAGAAGCCAAUCUCGAGUGAGUUUGAAGACGUGGUCGACUUCAUAAAAGUCACCAUCAGCAGAAUACGCCGCUCACCCUCAUCUGCUGCGUCCUCGCCUACCUCCUCCACCUCCUCUCCUCCCAUGGAGAAGCUGAGCAGCAGGACUCGAAACAGAAGGGAGAAGAAGAAAGGGGCAAGCCCGGAGAGCGGUCAGACCGGAAGAGGACGAUCUGGAGGAGGACGGACGGGGCGGAGGAUGCGAGGCGGUGGCGGCAGGGGUCGAGGUCACAGCUGCAUGCUGAGGCAGAUCCACCUCAACGUGUCGGACCUGGGACUGGGCUACCUCUCCAGCGAGGAGAUGAUAUUCAGGUACUGCUCCGGACCCUGCCGGAAGUCCGAAACCAACUACGAUAAAAUUCUGUACAACCUUGUUCACAACCGGAAGCUCCCCCUCAGAGACACGCCGCCUCAGGCCUGCUGCCGGCCGAUCGCGUUCGACGAUGACCUCUCCUUUCUGGACGACAGCCUCAUUUAUCACACUGUGCGGAAACACUCGGCCCGAAAAUGUGGCUGUGUAUAGCAAAUGUGACUUCAGGUUUUCCUAUUAGUCUAUGAAGUAUAUUUUUUUUAUGUGUGUUUUUGUUUGUUUUGAAUUUACACAGAAGCGUAAUGGUACAGCUAUUCAGUACACAACUGUAUUACCAAAAAAUUAGAGAUUGUGGUAUCACUGUGGUUUUUACCUGGAGAAGAUUUUCCCGUCCAUUGUGGCUUGAUUACAAGAACAAAGAAUUUACUGACAGUAUGUUGUUUAUAAUUUACAGUUGCUGAGAUCGUAAUGUGUUCAGUAUAACUUCAUGGAUCAUGGAUGCAACAU